This is a messenger RNA of Linum trigynum, 1408 nucleotides long. The record is from the annotation of a GenBank genome assembly. NCBI's taxonomy places the organism in Eukaryota, Viridiplantae, Streptophyta, Magnoliopsida, Malpighiales, Linaceae.
CUUAGUCUAAUUAAAGCCUAACAAAUCCGAGAGCAACAGUAGGCCAUCCAUGUAUAUUCUUACUUAAUAAGAAAAACUCACUCGUCUCCCUUUCGCUUAUAACAACAGCAACAUCUAAUUAAACCCUAACACCCGCUAGCGGCCGUCCCUCUCUUUAUCUCCCCGUGCAACUCUUCUUCCCGGGACGUGAUUGAUCAAAGAUUGACUGUGAAAUGGGAAGCUAAUGGACAAGAAUUAUUUGAGCCCGCACAGAAGCAAGGAAAUGGAUUGGAGAUGCGUUGCUCUCUUCAUGGCGGUGGUCUCAAUCAAUUGUCCGUUAGCGGAAGAGAUGGCGAUUAGAGAGUGGGGUUCUGGAUCAUGGUCUGUAGACGCGAGGAAGGCUGCUCUUCGAAUUGCUAGGCUCCGGAUGGAGAGGCGCCAUAAAGAUGCAAGGAAGACUGCUAAGCUGGCGGUACAAAUGUUAACGGGUAAAGCUAGUGAGGUUCUUUCUUGGCAUGCUGGCGGCCAUUACGGUGAUGAAGGAAACAAAUAUAGAUGGACGGUGGGUGAUGGAAUGAUCGGUGGGCUUCCAAUGAAAUGGGUCACCGUCACCAUUUCUCUAGGAGUGGGGGUUAUGGUGUUGAUUAAUCAACGAGGUCGUGAGGAGUCCCACGAAAGCGGGAGAAGCCAUGUAUAAGAUGGAUAGAAUUAUUUGUUUUGGGUUUUGAAGAGGUGGGGUAGAUCAGAUGGUCACGUAAUUAAACCUUGUUCGAGUCAAUUGACGUGAUAACAAGGUGAGUGUAAAGGGGGUAAAUUCUACGCCUUACGGUAUUUAAGUUUUUGAGAUUUGACUGCUAUGUGCCGUACUUGCCUUUGUAUGCUUAUAUGAUGUCAUAUGAUUUGUGUGAGUUAUGCUUCCAGUUUUAUGUUGUUGUGUGCUUUACUUACAAGUAAGUUUAAGUUAAAGAGUGAAGUUCUUUUUAAGAAGUAACUCAUCUUCAAGAAGGUGAAGUCGUUUUAAGUGUUUUUAGUCACUAGCGCCAGUCCGUUGCCUUUUGAGACAUUUUGAGAUAGAGCAGCAGUUAUGCUAUUGAGACUUUUAAGAUGAGCAGCAGUUAUGCUCUUGAGAAUCGUGGUGAAGAGCCACCACGAUAAGUUUAAGAUGUUAUGGGGAUGAAUCGUUACGACUCCCCUAACUAAGUUUAAGUUUAAGGAAAGCCUGGAUGGCUUCUCAUACGUAUGAGUUGGCAACCGAACUAGCUAGUGAGGGAUCCCCAUGUCAGUCAAGUAUUUAAGUCAAGAUUUGAGCUUUAAGAGAGGAGAGUAACUUCAACUCCCUCAAAGUUUAAGAGUUAAGAUUUUAAGAUUGGAAGUACAAACAACUUCCACUAGUUAAAGUUAAGUGUUUAAGUAAAGUACUCAAGUAUUA